GGUGUUCGCUGCGUAUCACUGACAGCAGCACAAGCAAACCACAAUAACCCAACCGUUUGAACAGGAUGUCCACCAAAGCCACAAAACCCAGAUUCCAGGGCGGGCGUUGAGAGGGGAAACGAGCUGCAGCUCCUGAUCCUGCUUAUCAGGACCGCCAGCAGCACUGGGCCUGAGGAGAAGACCAGGAUAAAACAGAUGUUUUCACAGAGACGAAGAUGAUUGAGAGUUAAAGACGCCGGGACACUCUCAGGACGGAGGAUGGACCGAGGACACGUGAUCUGGAUCGUUCUGCUUUCUGUUAUCCCAGGCUGCUAAUCUGCCCAUCGGCCAAAAUUAAAGCCGUAAAACAGGCAGGCCGGCGGGGGAUAUCUGUGCCUCGUGUCACGCCAACGCCACGUGCUCAAUCCCGCAGGACGGCUCGGGCCAUGUAUGCAUCUGCAUGUACGGCUUCAUCGGGAACGGGAGGACCCUCUGCCAAGACAAAGACGAAUGUCAGAUCGGAGCGAGGAAGAUCUGUGGCCCCCGCGCCGCCUGCCACAACACCGUGGGCAGCUAUGCCUGCACCUGUAUGGGGGGCUUCAGACCCUCGAACCACAGGACCUCCUUCACCCCGAACGACGGGACGUACUGCCAGGACAUUGAUGAGUGCGGGAGGCACCCUGCGGUGUGUGGAGAGGGGGCGCGCUGUGUCAACCUGGAGGGGGACUUUGAGUGCCGCUGCCUCCUAGGUUACAGAGCGCACAACGCCUCAGAUCCCCUCCAGCCCCUCAGGGACAAGGGCUCCUGCAAGGUGGUGGACUGUGGCCCCCCUCCCGCCGGAGAGGCAGUGCGGGUGCUGUCCACCAACGGCACCGCCUACGGCAGCGUGGUCCUCAUGGGCUGCAAGGAUGGCUUCCUGUGGAGACGGGGAGACAACUCAUCCACAUGUGGGCCGGACGGAACCUGGAGCCGGCCAGCCCCGCUUUGUCAAGUGGUGGACUGUGGCCCCCCUCCCGCCGGAGAGGCAGUGCAGGUGCUGUCCACCAACGGCACCGCCUACGGCAGCGUGGUCCUCAUGGGCUGCAAGGAUGGCUUCCAGUGGAGACGGGGAGACAACUCAUCCACAUGUGGGCCGGACGGAACCUGGAGCCGGCCAGCCCCGCUUUGUCAAGAAAUCCAAUGUGGAGAACCUUUAUCUAAACCGCAUGCAAGGAUGUUGUGGGACAACGGUACCCGCGUGGGCAGCGUGCUGCACUACCAGUGUGAGGAGGGCUACCGCCCCUCCACCAACCGCCACUCCCCCUCCACCAACCGCUCCGUGUGCGGAGAGGACGGACAGUGGGAGGAGUCAGACCUGCGCUGUGAAGAGGUGAGUUGCGGAAUCCCACUAAUCGUCCCUGGAACUAAAUGGAUGUGGGACAGUCGCAGCUCAGCGGGCAGCAAGGUGCUCUAUAUGUGUUCUGCCAGCUAUUACCCGGAGAGUGGACAGGGCAGCUUUAUUUCAACAUGUUCUGAGACCGGAGAGUGGGGACACGUGCCUUUAAACUGCAGAGCUAGGUGUAGGCUCACUCCAUCGCUGGCGCAUGCGGAGGUGGCCUGGUACAACAGUAGCGUGACCGUGCAUCGCUGCGUGGACGGAUACCGCAGCAGCAGAGGGAGCAGCGUCUCUGUUUGUGGCAAUGCUGGGCAGUGGCAGAAGGCAACACUGAAGUGCAUAGAAAUCCAAUGUGGAGAACCUUUAUCUAAACCGCAUGCAAGGAUGUUGUGGGACAACGGUACCCGCGUGGGCAGCGUGCUGCACUACCAGUGUGAGGAGGGCUACCGCCCCUCCACCAACCGCCACUCCCCCUCCACCAACCGCUCCGUGUGCGGAGAGGACGGACAGUGGGAGGAGUCAGACCUGCGCUGUGAAGAGGUGAGUUGCGGAACCCCACUAAUAGUCCCUGGAACUAAACCGAUGUGGGACGGUCGCAGCUCAGCGGGCAGCAAGGUGCUCUAUAUGUGUUCUGCCAGCUAUUACCCGGAGAGCGGACAGGGCAGCUUUACUUCAACAUGUUCUGAGACCGGAGAGUGGGGACACGUGCCUUUAAACUGCAGAGCUAGGUGUAGGCUCACUCCAUCGCUUGCCCAUGCGGAGGUGGCCUGGUACAACAGUAGCGUGACCGUGCAUCGCUGCGUGGACGGAUACCGCAGCAGCAGAGGGAGCAGCGUCUCUGUUUGUGGCAAUGCUGGGCAGUGGCAGAAGGCAACACUGAAGUGCAUAGAAAUCCAAUGUGGAGAACCUUUAUCUAAACCGCAUGCAAGGAUGUUGUGGGACAACGGUACCCGCGUGGGCAGCGUGCUGCACUACCAGUGUGAGGAGGGCUACCGCCCCUCCACCAACCGCCACUCCCCCUCCACCAACCGCUCCGUGUGCGGAGAGGACGGACAGUGGGAGGAGUCAGACCUGCGCUGUGAAGAGCUGAGUUGCGGAACCCCACUAAUCGUCCCUGGAACUAAACCGUUGUGGGACGGUCGCAGCUCAGCGGGCAGCAAGGUGCUCUAUAUGUGUUCUGCCAGCUAUUACCUGGAGAGCGGACAGGUCGGCGCUGUUUCCACAUGUUCUGAGACCGGAGAGUGGGGACAAGUGCCUUUAAACUGCAGAGCUAGGUGUGGGCCCGCUCCAUCGCUGGCCCAUGCGGAGGUGGCCUGGUACAACAGUAGCGUGACCGUGCAUCGCUGCCUGGACGGAUACCGCAGCAGCAGAGGGAGCAGCGUCUCUGUGUGUGGCAAAGCUGGGCAGUGGCAGAAGGCAACGCUGAAGUGCACAGAAGUUAAACCAGCUGUGAAUGACCUGCGCGUCUUUAAUGAAAAGUGUCUGCAGUGGAGGGCAGAGAAGAAUGACGUAGACAAGGAGAUUUAUAAGGUGGUGUUCAGAGGCACCAGAGACUACCAGGGGGCUUUCCGCCAUGAGAAGAGGCAACUCCUCCACUCUUGGGACAAGUGGGUGGAGGUCUGUCUCAGUCUCCUGCCUGCCACCAACUACACCAUCUCUGUCAUUGCGUUAUCCACCAGAUUCACUGCCAACAUCACCACCAACACCAGCCUACAAGUGCCUCAGGCUCCGCUAGUCCUCUACCGAGAGCUGGACGCUCCCCCCGCCACCUUGAGGCUCAGGCGCUCAGCUCACACUUUAGACGCCAUCAGUGUGUACCAGGUGGUCGUGGUGCCUUUAGACGGGACUGUAGUGUUCGACUGCAGAUCCCGGGGGAUACCUGGCUCCUCUCAGGGGGUGCCCCCGUCCAGCCAGUACAUCACAGGGCAGUUCCCUCUCGGCCACAUGAACGACACGGAGAUGAUUUUCACCGUCGGGGACGGACGGUUCCACGGCGGCUUCCUUAAUGCGCCACUCAAGAGAGGAACAAGCUACUACGUCAUUCUGCGAGUGGUCAGCCAGUGGAAAGAGGCUUUCAACAGCUCCUGUGUUCUCUGGGCGAAAGUAACAGAUACAUCAUAUGUCAUGAGAGUGUCCUCGCUGUUGGCUGCUUGCUCUGUUGGAGGUCUCCUGUUGGUCGUCCUGCUUGUAUAUAUUUACAUCUGGUUUUUCAAGAGACGUGAAUCCCGUUUAAACUCUCAAUAAGAUGUCUGUUUUUUGGCAUGAUCAUGUAGGCCUAACUUUCUGACUGUAACCAUUUCAAUGUUGUGAAAAAAAUUGUUAAACAAUUAAAAAGUAAUAAACGAUGUUAUUAGUGA
This is a messenger RNA of Gadus morhua (Atlantic cod), 3711 nucleotides long. It is a transcript of the gene susd1, whose product is annotated as sushi domain containing 1. Lineage: Eukaryota; Metazoa; Chordata; Actinopteri; Gadiformes; Gadidae. Gene Ontology annotation, molecular function: calcium ion binding. The transcript is spliced from 23 exons. The record is from RefSeq and is a predicted model, not a curated record. Bases 440 to 3598 code for a protein of 1052 amino acids.